AUCGGGGACGGAGCCGGGGCUGGAACUGGGGCCAUGCUGAGCGUGCUGAGGGCCGGGCUGGCCCCGGGCCGCCCGCGCCACCUCCAGCUGCUCCUGAGCUCCUGCAGACACUGCUCCUCGGGGGUCCUUCCCAACGAGAGGAUCCGCAACAUCGGCAUCUCGGCCCACAUCGACUCCGGGAAGACGACGCUGACGGAGCGGAUCCUGUUCUACACCGGCAGGAUCGCGCAGAUGCACGAGGUGAAAGGUAAGGAUGGAGUAGGAGCUGUAAUGGAUUCCAUGGAGCUGGAGCGACAGCGGGGCAUCACCAUUCAGUCUGCAGCCACUUACACCAUGUGGAGAGACACCAACAUCAACAUCAUCGACACACCAGGGCACGUGGACUUCACCAUUGAAGUGGAGAGGUCUCUGAGAGUCCUGGAUGGAGCAGUCCUGGUCCUCUGUGCUGUUGGAGGAGUCCAGUGCCAGACCAUCACUGUGAACAGGCAGAUGAAGAGGUACAGCGUGCCCUUCCUGACCUUCAUCAACAAACUGGACAGGAUGGGCUCCAACCCAGCCAGGGCCGUGCAGCAACUCAGGUCCAAGUUGAAGCACAAUGCAGCUUUUGUGCAGAUUCCAAUUGGGCUGGAGGGAAACUUCAAAGGAAUUAUAGAUCUGAUUGAAGAAAAAGCCAUUUAUUUUGAUGGUGCACUCGGCCAGACCCUGCGUUUCGAGGAGAUCCCCGCCGAGCUGCGGGCGGAGGCCGCCGAGCGGCGCCGGGAGCUCAUCGAGUGCGUCGCCAACUCGGACGAUCAGCUCGGGGAGAUGUUCCUGGAAGAGAAGAUUCCCACAGCUGCUGAGCUAAAGCUGGCCAUCAGGAGAGCGACUCUGAGCAAGUCCUUCACCCCCGUCCUCGUGGGGAGUGCACUGAAGAACAAAGGGGUGCAGCCACUGCUGGAUGCUGUCCUGGAAUACCUUCCCAAUCCUUCUGAGGUGGAGAAUUAUGCCCUCCUGAACCAGGGGGAUUCUGAGGACGAAUCCAAGUUCCUGUUGAACCCUGCUCGUGAUAAUUCCCAACCUUUCAUCGGCCUUGCCUUUAAACUGGAGGCUGGUAAAUUUGGGCAGUUAACCUACAUCAGAGUUUACCAGGGGAUGCUGAAGAAGUCUGAUUACAUCUACAACACCAGGACUGGGAAGAGGGUGCGAGUGCAGAGGCUCGUCCGGAUGCACUCGGACAACAUGGAGGAUGUAAAUGAAGUUUAUGCUGGAGACAUCUGUGCCCUGUUUGGGAUUGACUGUGCCAGCGGGGACACCUUCACUGAUAAAACCAGCACUGCCAUCUCCAUGGAAUCCAUCCAUGUCCCUGAUCCCGUCAUUUCCGUGGCCAUGAAGCCUUCCAACAAGAACGACUUUGACAAGUUUUCCAAAGGCCUGAGCCGCUUCACAAGGGAAGAUCCCACUUUCAGAGUGCACUUUGAUGAUGAGAGCAAGGAGACCAUUGUUUCUGGGAUGGGGGAGCUGCACCUGGAAAUCUAUGCCCAGCGAAUGGAGAGGGAAUACGGUUGUCCUUGCACCAUGGGGAAGCCCAAAGUUGCCUUCAGGGAGAACAUCUCUGCCCCUGUGCCGUUUGAAUUCACCCACAAGAAGCAGACAGGAGGGGCGGGCCAGUACGGCAAAGUCAUCGGGGUGCUGGAGCCCCUGGAUCCCGAGGACUACACGAAAGUAGAGUUUGAAGACAGAACCGUUGGCACAAAUAUUCCCAAACAAUUUGUGCCCGCUGUGGAAAAGGGGUUCCGAGAUGCCUGUGAGAAGGGCCUGGUGUCGGGGCACAGGAUCUCCGGGGUGCGCUUCGUCCUGGAGGACGGGGCCCACCACAUGGUGGACUCCAACGAGAUCUCCUUCAUCAGGGCAGGAGAAGGAGCCCUAAAGCAAGCCAUGGAGAACGCCACGGUGCGACUCAUCGAGCCCAUCAUGGCCGUGGAGGUGAUGGCUCCCACGGAAUUCCAGGGAGCUGUGAUAGCCGGGAUCAACCGGCGCCACGGGCUCAUCACGGGGCAGGACGGGGCAGAGGGCUACUUCACCCUCUAUGCUGAGGUGCCCCUGAACGAUAUGUUUGGAUAUGCCACCGAGCUGAGGUCCUGCACAGAGGGAAAGGGGGAAUAUACCAUGGAAUACUCCAGAUACCACCCAUGUUCACCCAGCACUCAGGAAGAAAUUAUCAACAAAUACCUGGAAGCAACGGGGCGACUUCCUGCCAAAAAGGGCAAAGCCAAGAGCUGAUCAGACUUCUCUGAACACUUUUUCCCAGUCUCCUCCAAGAGCUCAGUUUUCCAAGCCAUGGAAGCAGGCAAGGCUGGCUGGGGAAGGCAGGCUGCAGUGGGAUUUGGACUUGGAAUUUUGUCAUCAUGCCCUUCCUCUGUGGAAUUCUCAGGAGCCACCAGAGGAUCACAGCGGAGUUGUUCACGUGUAAAUGCUGUCCUUACCGAAAUAUAUGCUAGAACACGGCUGAUAACUGGUCUUGAAGCUUAUCUUAAUUAAGUUCUAUUAAAAUAAUUGUAUUUUUUACUUG
Empidonax traillii (willow flycatcher) is the source of this 2548-nucleotide messenger RNA. It is a transcript of the gene GFM1, whose product is annotated as G elongation factor mitochondrial 1. NCBI's taxonomy places the organism in Eukaryota, Metazoa, Chordata, Aves, Passeriformes, Tyrannidae. Gene Ontology annotation, molecular function: GTP binding; translation elongation factor activity; GTPase activity. The coding region runs from base 34 to 2259 and encodes 741 amino acids. Gene Ontology annotation, cellular component: mitochondrion. Gene Ontology annotation, biological process: mitochondrial translational elongation. The record is from RefSeq and is a predicted model, not a curated record. The transcript is spliced from 19 exons.